GAUGGGGACCCAAGACUCAUUCACCCGAGAGACUUGGAUCUGAUCCAGUCGGUCCCAUCAGUGGACCUCCUGAACAUGAAGGCCCCACCACGUGUCCUCACCCUCACAGAACAGCCUCUGGACUCUCUUGAAACGGACCAAACCAACAACUCUCAGAGUAAUUCCAGCCAAGCGGCCAGUUUUCACGCUCGAUCUCGCAGGGAGCGCAGUGUGAGCGAGAACACGUCUGGUCGCCACAGCAGUCAGGUCAGCCGGGGGGACUUGAGCAUAACCCCCUCCUCGCCUGCACCGGUCCGCCUGUGUCCUCCCCUCUGCUCCCCUGAAGAUGCAAACAUCAACCUGUUUACAGCUGCUGGCUUCCUGUCUUACAUGCAGUCAACAACUCGCCGUGCGUACAUGCAGGUCCUGGAAAUCCUGGAUGAUGGCCACCGCAGAACUCACCUGGACUUGGCUCUGGAUGUGAACCCAGAUGAAUCUGGUCUAGUGGAUGCAUCAUCCCUGCGACGUCAGAUUUUGAAGCUCAACAGGCGUUUGCAGCUACUGGAAGAAGAGAACAAAGAGCGCUCCAAACGAGAGGUGGUCCUGUAUUCUGCCACUGUGGCGUUCUGGCUCAUCAACACCUGGAUCUGGUUACGUCGCUGAAACUGAACAGAACAAGUCCCCAAAACACUGGAAGCUGAAAGCAAAUCCUUGUUGAGUCUUUUUCAACUCCUGAGCUUAGUCAGGGCAACAUUCAUAAGUCACAGAAAUCCUCCAGAACGCAAACUGUGUUUGGGAUUGAUGUACUGGUUUUAAGUCAUUAAUCAGGGAGGACCUGAAGCAUUGUUUACUGUUAAUGUUAUGUAGAUUCACACUUCUUUGUGGUCACAUGAGCAAACUCUGAGCAGCAGUGGACACAYUUAAAAAUCGCUCCAGUAAAUCCUGGUGUUUAGUCAGAUAUGUGUCUAUGUCUGAGGCUGUGUUAAAUCCUCUUCACACUGCCUACUAGUGUCACAAUUCAAAGUACUGCAACAGUCAGGUAGUAAAUAAGUCUCAUUACCUGAGCUCUGCUUCAAUUCUCCGAUUCAGUGAUUUCAUUAGGUUUUCAUGUUCCGCAGAAGCCCGUUAAAAUAAUAUAACCUAUGUAUUCAAACCAGGUGUGUUGGAGCAGAGAAACAAGUAAAACCUGCAGGAUGGUGGCCCUCCAGGACCAGGACUGGACACCCCUGCCUUAAAACAUUCAGUUUAUUAGCACAGGAGGUCCUUCUCCACGUGAGAACAUCAUGACAAGUCCUGAUCUCACAGUGGUUUUCUCAAAAACAGGAAAGUACACACAAAAAGAUCUUUUCUUGUUUGUUUAUUUAUUAGCAGCUCUGAUUUGAUGAGUUUUUCUGUUGAAUAGAAAUUAAGAUCAUAUUUGAUUUUUUUUCUCUUGUUAAAGUGCAGGUUAGUUUUACAUUUUGUCUAUUUAUGCAAAUAUAAGUUAUUUUUUAAAAUACGAUCUGUUUUUCAUUCUUAGGUGAAAGCUGGUAGACAAAAUCAAAUCAGACUGUUUCUCUCCACCUCACAAAAAGCACUGAUGAUUUACAGCCCUAACAUUCCUGCAACAAAGAGUCAGUAAAAAAAACUGAAUUUGACCGCAGGAACAGGCAGUUUAAAGGGCCUCUGACAUGCUUAUCCUUUAAAUACAAAAAGUCAAAGAAUUUAUAUUUAAGGUUAGCAUAAUACACAUMAUUUUACCCA
Austrofundulus limnaeus is the source of this 1722-nucleotide messenger RNA. RefSeq names its product mitochondrial fission factor homolog A. Gene Ontology annotation, biological process: positive regulation of mitochondrial fission. Gene Ontology annotation, cellular component: peroxisome; mitochondrial outer membrane. Lineage: Eukaryota; Metazoa; Chordata; Actinopteri; Cyprinodontiformes; Rivulidae. The record is from RefSeq and is a predicted model, not a curated record.